CACUUUGUUUCGUACCGCGACUGUAACGUUCAACGUUCUGAAUCAGCCGCGACUUCUACUUAUUCCAGUCAAGAUGGUCACUGCCGAUAACCUCAACUUAGACGUUCUGGAGAUGAUAUUUUCUCACCUUCCGCAUCAAGAUCUUGCUUCAACCGCCGUUGUUAGUCGAUCCUUUUUCGCGGGUAUCAUUCCACGGUUGUAUCGCGAUAUCACCUACGGCCUCAAACACGGCAAGAAGUAUCCUCGCGUGGCAUCCCCGUUCGGGGUGAUAGUGGCGCACCCAUGGUUGGCGAAAUACGUGAAGCAUAUCGACAUCCGUUUCGUGCCAAAAAUUCAAACAAACUUUUCUCAGUUUCAUUCAAAGUUUCUUUCAGAGUGCACGCAAACGGUGCAGGUCGCUCAGAAUCUGUUGACAUUCAAAUGCACAAAACCUAUUUUACCUCUCUUUCUCCUUCCACUUCGGGGCAAAAGAGCACUAGAGGAACUUCGAGUGAAUGCGAAUAUCACCACCACACAAUCAAAUCUGUUGUCAGAGCUCCCAAACCUCAGCCGUCUCUCUCUUGAUGCUGGAUCCUGGAAUGCUGCAGACAUGUUGCCUAGAUGGGCCCCCAGGUUGCGUUCCACGUUAAAACACCUGACUCUAUAUAUGUCAACCGAAGUCAAUGAAACCGUUUUGGAGCAGCUUCUACCGCAACUCCCGAGAUUGGUCGGGUUACAUAUCAUCGGAUGUCCGAAGGUCGAUCACAUUGUCGUAAUGCGCCUAGUCUCUCACGUUCCUCAGCUCGAAAGUCUAUCCUUCAGUGCAACGGAAUCUUCCAAACCAUUCAAUUCUCCUCCUCCUUACCUUAACCAUUUGAAGCAUUUGAGUAUUGACACACGCCUCUCCAUGAUUGCAUCUCCAACGCCAGAAGUCCUGUCCUCCAUCCUAGACCAUUUAAGACCGUCCCACCCACCACUCGAAUCCUUCGUCAUGAGACUUCAGGACAUCAAGAUUAUUAUCGGACAUUCUUUUAUUGAACAACUCGUCAAGGAUUAUGCCUUCACGCUAGCACAAGUGUCAUUUGUUGAGUGUGCGUUGGAGAUGGAAUCUGUUAUACAACUCUGUCACAGGUGUCCACACCUCGAAAGACUUGAAUUGCCCAUCCCGCUGAAAGAACUCAUUUCAUUUACCGCUGCCGUUGGGCGCUCCUCCACCAUACGCACUAUCGUUAAUUCCAACAGGCAUACUGGCCAUGGACCUCACCAAACCCUUGAUGCUCGCAACGUCAGGUACCUGAUGUCAAACGUUCGCCAAUUGGACAAAAUCAUUAGUGACAAGAGGAUUUGGAUGGGAAAACACGUCGACAAUGUGCUGAAGGUGACCUUUGAAAGUUCUGAGCAAGAGCCAUCCGGAUCGUAUUGGUUUCUACCUCGUCCUCUUGAUUGA
Molecule: messenger RNA, 1426 nt
Organism: Marasmius oreades (fairy-ring Marasmius)
Lineage: Eukaryota; Fungi; Basidiomycota; Agaricomycetes; Agaricales; Marasmiaceae
Exons: 7
Coding region: 74-1426 (450 amino acids)
Molecular function (GO): protein binding
Source: RefSeq, a predicted model, not a curated record